Cylindrotheca closterium is the source of this 3015-nucleotide messenger RNA. The record is from the annotation of a GenBank genome assembly. Lineage: Eukaryota; Bacillariophyta; Bacillariophyceae; Bacillariales; Bacillariaceae.
AUGAAAGCCACCGGUCGCCUUCUAUCCUUCCCCUACAUUGUUCUCACGGCAAUGGUUUGUUCGCAGAAUGUAUCUGCUGACGACACAGAUCGUUUCAACUAUCGUGAAACCGUCGGAAACAACUACGGUCCCAAAGAUUGGGACAAGGUCACUUGUUUGAAUAUGGAAAGCUGCCAAGGGUGGCCCGAUGGAUACGAACUGGGUGUUGGCUGGGAACUCGGCGACAAGAAUAACUGCAGAUGGUGCCCAGCUGAUGGAAAUCAUACCUGUGGAGUGCACCAUCAGUCUCCCAUUGACCUCUUGCGAACUGCAGCAGAAACGGGGCAUGAUACUGAAUGUUACGACUAUCACUGGAUUGCCUACGAAGACGGAGCCUGCAAGUGGAAUCACAUGGUCAAGAACGGAUACACCACUCCAAGUCAAAGUUUUCGAAUCAAUCGUCAUGGACUUCAGAUUGUGACUCCCGUUGAUGAAAACACUGGAGAGCUCCAGUGCGAAGGAUCUACCGGACGCCAAUUUCCCCGUUUGGACUAUCCCAAAGGAUUUCCUGACUGGUGGUACCUUUCUCAUACUGACAUUACCGUGCCAAGUGAACACACGCAGUCGGGAAAACGCUUUGCGGCCGAAGUCCACUUGUCCCAUUUUUAUUCUGUGGAACAUGACACUCGCCAGGUUGGAAAGGUGGCCAUCUUGCUGGAUGUGGAGGACGGUGCAGAACACCGUCGACGAUGGGGAUUCUUGGACAAGCUCAUUUGCCAAUGGCGUGAAGUGGAGGAACAGACUCGUCAAGAAUGUGGUUUGGAAAGUGCUCCUCCAUAUCCAGGUUGCCGUAAUCCUGCCCGCCAGGAGGACGAAGUCAUUCCUCCAGUCAACGAUCCAUAUCCCUUUAUCAAUUGCGAUACCAUUGAAAAUCAUCAACGAAUCUGCAAACCAACUUCCUGCUGCGAAGCGGAACGAUCGAGCACGGAGUAUUGCGUGAACGAUAUUUAUGGGAGGUACGGAGAUGACAUGGUCGGGUCAAUCUGCUGGUGGUGUUGUCCCAACAAGCUGUUGGAUCGUGAAGACCCACCUCCGUCUUUAUUUCCCAUUUCCAGUGGUCCAACUACUACUAGUCCGACUUCUGCCACUCCGUCAACUACCGGCCCGACUACGUCAAGCCCAACUGCUGCAAUUGCUCCUACAACUUCUGCCCCAAGCACCCACAGUCCAUCCUUUUCUGAAGUACCAACAAGCGAAGUGGAAAUGACCAUUUCCCCUUCCCAGUUCCCAUCAUUGGAACCUUCAUUAGUUCCAUCUUCGGUUCCAUCUGUGCUACCUGAUGAUCCGUUGAUUGACUGUGAGCAGUAUGAUGGCCUUCCAGGAAUUGAUAUGCGACGAAUUUGCAAGGAUGACAGUUGCUGCGACCCAGCCCGGUCGGCAACGGACCACUGCCACUAUGUCUAUUCCCUAUUUGGAGACCAGAUGGCGAAAGUUUGUUUGGCAUGCUGUGAUCCUCCGAAACACAUUGGCCCACCACCUCCUCCGCAUCCAACCUAUCCCGAAAUUGAUUGUUCUUUGGUACCGAAUCCAUAUCGCAUGUGCAAACCAAAUUCGUGUUGCGGUCCCGUCCGAUCUGAUUCUCAAUACUGUACCCAGACCUACAUUGACUUUGGCGAGGUCAUGGGAAGUAUUUGCUGGUAUUGCUGCUCCGAGCCAAAGGAAGUCGAUCCAUGGGUCUUGCCUCCAACUGUUGAACCAAGGCCAAUGGAGGGUCCCACCGGACUGCCAACUGGAGCACCAAGCCAUGAACCCACGUCAACUUCCACACGGGUGUCCACGCCCACUGUAUACCCACACAAAAGCAAUGCCCCAAGUCAGUCUUCUAUUUUCAAUCCCCAAACCUCUUCCCCCACUACUACCACUCUAACUCCUAGUCACGAACCCACACUCCACACGCCGUGGCUGUGCUCGGAAUUUGAUGGAACCAAUGGCAUUGAUAUGCGGAGAAUUUGCAAGGAUGGGGGAUGCUGCGACCCGAUUCGUUCUUCUACCGAUCACUGUCACCAUGUUUACAAGUUCUUUGGUGAUGCAAUGAAAGAUUUCUGCUCUGAUUGCUGCCAAAAGGAACUAGCUCCGCCGCCACCAGUCCACAAGGUCUAUCCACCCAUUGAUUGUACCCUAGUGAGUAAUCCUUUUCGGAUUUGCAAACCCACGUCGUGUUGCAAUGAAGAACGAUCGACGACUCUGUAUUGCCAAGACGUCUACGAGACCUAUGGUGAUGCCAUUGGAAGCAUUUGUUGGUAUUGCUGUUCUCUUCCAAAGGAGGUGGGACCGACGGGCUUUCGUCGAUUGGAAUCUGAUGGCGGCACACGCACGAAAAUUGCUCAUGCAAACAGUGUUGACGAGAUUCAAGAGAAGGAUAUCUUGCUGCCACAUGGUCUCUGGACCCAGGACCUCCAAAUGGAUGCAUCCAAUUUCGAAAUUGCAGAUGACAUUGAGGAGCAACACUUGGGCAGCAUCGAAGCGUAUCGAGAGAAAAGAGACGCAGAGAAUGAAGAAAAGCAAGAGGGUUCCUUGCGAAGACUCCAGAGUAGCCAAGCGAGCGGUGACAAUUACAUUAAUGUGCCCUACAGUCCGUAUGAAUGGAUGAGAGAAGUUCGAACGGAGUAUUACUUUCGAUACGAAGGCGCCCAAAUGGUCCCGCCGUGUUUCGAAACUGUCCACUAUCGUGUUAUGAAGGAUCCAAUUCGCAUCCAUCCCAUCCAAUUGGUGGAAUUGGAACGCUUGUUGGCCUGGCGAAUUGCCCCGAAGGGUUCAGGACCGAACGAAUGCCAGCGGGACACUGCAGGUCGGGAACGCCCUGGCAGCAAUGGCAAUGCUGUGGAUUUGAACCGCCCCUUGCAAGACUAUAGCAACAUUCACCGAAAGGUCUUUUGUGAGUGUAUCGAUUGGGAAUCCAAGUGGACCGAGGAUCAAAAGUGGUGCCAACUGGACAAGAAGACUCGAUUCUUUGAUCGGCCUUUCAACUUUCUUUAG